GUUUCUUGCAUUAAAUAGUAAUUGAGUUUCUUACAUUGGAGAUUAAGCUGAUAGAACUUCAGGUGAGAUCUCGCUGGCGUUUCUAAAUGGAUAUUGCCACAGGAGUGUUAUUCUCGGAGUGUGACGUCAGAUGGGUUCUGAUCUAUACGAAAUAUCUCCAGGACUCGGACACCCGAUGACGUUGUGCUGUCCGUCACUCACACGCAGCGUGAUGUCAAGAGCCACAGGAGUUUGUAGUUUGUCUGAGUUUAUUUGAAGAAAACCACGAGGACUUGAGGUCAGCAUAGAUAAAACAAAUAGCCAUAGACUCGACGCUCGUAGGAGGGUAACUUCAUUGUAUCAAAUGUAAUCCGAGUCUAAAACAUAACAAAGUGCAUACCAGAAGUUUCAAACAGAUAGUUACAAUACAACUUACAGAUUAGAGUAAAAAAAUAUAUUGCACUAACUACUUGAUACGUGAAUGAUGGUUGUACCCGUUACGCCAUUGAUAUAUCAAAUUGCGUGUAUUCAUUGAGGCUAAGUAAUAAUCCUACGGUAACUUAGUUUAUAUAUAUAUUGCUUUAAACGUCGUAGAUCUCUAAUGAGAGAUAACCAUAAGAGCUGUAUAUCAACAUGAGCAAAUUUAAUUGAACUGGAUCUGAUUAUAUUAAUUAUUAUUUUAAAUGUCUAUUGAAUACCUUACAACAAUCACGUAUAGUAAGACAUGAAAUCAUGAAGCAGACGAUGUUAUUACGAAACGUUUUAUUUUGUUGAAAUUGAAUUAAUUCAGACUUCCAUUUUCCACACAACCCCAUCGCCAUUAAAAAAAAUUUUUAGCAGCUUUUGUAUGAAGCAUGUGUGCACGUUGAUGGGAAUAAAUUUUGUGUGUGAAAAGGAGAAAGUAGAUCUAUUUAUAUUGUUAAGAAAAAGGGGCAUCUCAAAAAGAAAAAAAAAACAAAAACAAAAAAAACAACAAACAACAUGCUGCUAGAAUUGUCUUUAAUAAUAAAUAGUCUCUUUCGGUCAUCUGAGACAAACCACCUACUUCGGUCAUCUUAGACAAAGCCGUUUACUUCGGUCAUCUUAGACAAAGCCGUCCACUUCAGUCAUUUUAGACAAAACCGUCUCUUUCGGUCAUCUGAGACAAACCACCUACUUCGGUCAUCUUAGACAAAGCCGUCCACUUCAGUCAUUUUAGACAAAACCGUCUCUUUCGGUCAUUUCAGACGGGUCACUACUAGUAAUUGAGGAAGAACUGCAGCAGUCGCUUGUCACUGGAUCAUCAUUUCAACUGUCAUCUUACCGACAAACAUGCAGCACAACCCUCUCAACCCCGUGCCGCACCAGCUCGGGACUUUUCCUCGCGGCAUCCUUAAGACCGCCAACACCAACAAGGAGGCCAGAGUUGGCUCAACUGACCAGGUGACCACAGCGGUGGACCAUGACGCAAAGGCGGCUCACACCUUAAGACCAGAGUCAGGUCGCCGUGAUACCUCAGAGAACCAGCGUCGGAUGCUCAAAGUGAUGAGGUGGUCCGAAUCCGACAUCUCCCGCGGGCCGAUGGGGACCCCUCAGAGGACUAGGAAGCUACCGGCCGUGGGCCCGCCCCCGGGACUAGGUCGCGUGAGGUCAGAGUUCAACCCGUACGACUUCUACACGAGGGUCAACGCAAACCACGGGAUGAUCAGUGAGGCGAAGGACAAAAGGUUGAUGCCCAAGACCUCCGACCCCGGGUUCAAGGGUCAUGAGCUAAAGCUGAGGAGCGCUUUUUUCUCCAACGCAAAAACAGAGGAAAGACUUAAGGUAAGACAUUUUACCAACAUAUCUAGCACUCCAUGUUAUACCCUAGAACCGUAAGGACGCGGUUUUUCCCGUCCACAAAUCUGUUCAAUUCUGCAAGAGCCUAAAACCGAUUCUCGCGAUGAGACAGCUGAUUUCAAAAAAGCACAAUACGAAGAUUCCCCUUCACUGCACCAGACAGUUUUCACAUUUGUGUUCAAGAUAAUGUUCCUAAAUCAAAAGGAGUUUUUUGUUUUUUUUUGUAAACCAAUGAAUGUAUUGUUGUAAAUAAGAAAUACAUUUUAAUAUAAUAAUUAACGCAAUAUGUCAAGUACUCCAUCUGAAUGUCAGAGUUAUGUCAUGGUUUAAAAGGUGUGAUCGACAUUCUUUCAAUGUUACAAUUUUUCCAAUGACACAUGUCAGCUCGUGAACAACGAUGUCUUCAGAUUUUCAAUGAAAAUUAGAAAAUAUUUGUUUUCCAAUUAGCGCAAAAUACAUGAAAAUUGAUGGGAAAUUGAGGGUAAAGUUUUAAGAGAGUAAUAGUAUUUUUAUUUUUAUUUUUUUAAUUUUAUUUUUUAAAAUUUUAAAUGAAAAAAAAAUACAAUGCUGUUACACACAAGAAAAUCGUUCAAGGUAUUUUUUCAAUAAUCUAAACAUGCCAUGUCAACAAAAAUGAUGAAUAAUAUAGUUUAGGAGCGGGGAAAAAGGCUGGGUGAGUUUUUAAUGAAGAUACCACAAUGUCAACAUCCGUGAAUGUUACACAUACCUAAAAUGUUACGCCAUUUUUUCUUUACUUUAAUUCAUUGGCAUAUUUUUACAUUUGUUAGUAAAUAUGUCUUCUUUGUAGCCCGCAUGGGGCAUGUAAAAGGGCUAAAUAUGGUUCUAUUUAUAGAAGAUAAUCAUUUGUCAAUAUUCCAUAAUGUAUAGACAUAGAUACUUCUUACAACAAGAGGAAAGUCUUAUGUACUAUUUGCUAAAUAUACAUUUCAAUUUCUUUGAAUAAUCUCCGUAACUUUUUUUAGUUUUGAGGAUACCAUACAUUAAAAUCGAUUCAGUUAAGCACGUAAAAAUGGAUUUUUAAAUGUCGAAACUUCGCAAUAGCAUGCAGUAAGUAUGCCUUCCAUAAAAUCCCAGUAACACCGGGUUAUAUCUUCUAGUAGUUCAAAAUUAUGUGUGUUUUAUAUUAAAUUUUAAUGAGCUAUUAAAUUUAAACUAUUUUUUAGUUCGAAAGUGUGACGUACUUGAGUGGAGGGCGUUGUUCCGACAAUCAUGACAUGUUGUGACAGGUGUCUGUGAGUGUUCAAACACUGUCUAAAAAUGCUUGACAAACGUUAUGGACGGUCCUUUAAUUUAAUUUUCAAUUAUUAUUUUCCGGAAAUUUUGGCCUUUUAAGCAAAUGGAGCUCUGCCUUUACAUGGACUGUUUUGGAUUAACAGGCCCAAAAAAUAAUGAUUGGUGUUCUUUAUUAACGUCAAUGUACGACAGUCAUUGUUGUUGUACUAUUGCUGUCGAACAUGGUUAUAUUGACUGCCAACAUGGUUAUAUUGACUGCGCACAUGGUUAUAUUGACUGCCAACAUGGUUAUAUUGUCUGCAAACAUGGUUAUAUUGACUGCCAACAUGGUUAUAUUGAAUGCGAACAUGGUUAUAUUGACUGCAAACAUGGUUAUAUUGACUGCAAACAUGGUUAUAUUGACUGCAAACAUGGUUAUAUUGACUGCCAACAUGGUUAUAUUGACUGCCAACAUGGUUAUAUUGACUGCCAACAUGGUUAUAUUGACUGCCAACAUGGUUAUAUUGACUGCGAACAUGGUUAUAUUGCCUGCGAACAUGGUUAUAUUGAAUGCGAACAUGGUUAUAUUGCCUGCGAACAUGGUUAUAUUGACUCCAACAUGGUUAUAUUGACUGUGGACAUGGUUAUAUUGACUGCCAACAUGGUUAUAUUGACUGCGCACAUGGUUAUAUUGACUCCAACAUGGUUAUAUUGACUGUGGACAUGGUUAUAUUGACUGCGAACAUGGUUAUAUUGCCUGCGAACAGGGUUAUAUUGACUGCGAACAUGGUUAUAUUGACUCCAACAUGGUUAUAUUGACUGUGGACAUGGUUAUAUUGAAUGCGAACAUGGUUAUAUUGCCUGCGAACAUGGUUAUAUUGACUGCCAACAUGGUUAUAUUGACUCCAACAUGGUUAUAUUGCCUGCGAACAUGGUUAUAUUGACUGCGAACAUGGUUAUAUUGCCUGCGAACAUGGUUAUAUUGACUGCCAACAUGGUUAUAUUGACUGCCAACAUGGUUAUAUUGACUGCCAACAUGGUUAUAUUGACUGCGAACAUGGUUAUAUUGCCUGCGAACAUGGUUAUAUUGACUGCGAACAUGGUUAUAUUGACUGCCAACAUGGUUAUAUUGACUGCGAACAUGGUUAUAUUGACUGCCAACAUGGUUAUAUUGAAUGCGAACAUGGUAACAUUGACUGGCAACAUGGAAAUAUUGACAGCGAACAUGGUUAUAUUGACUGCCAACAUGGUUAUAUUGACUGCGAACAUGGUUAUAUUGAAUGAGAACAAGGUUAUAUUGACUGAGAAUAUGGUUUUAUUGACUGCGAACCUGGUUAUAUUGACUGCCAACAUGGAAAUAUUGACAGCGAACAUGGUUAUAUUGACUGCCAACAUGGUUAUAUUGACUGCCCACAUAGUUAUAUUGACUGCGAACAUGGUUAUAUUGACUGCGAACAUGGUUAUAUUGACUACGAAUAUGGUUAUAUUGACUGCCAACAUAGUUAUAUUGACUGCAAACAUGGUUAUAUUGACUCCAACAUGGUUAUAUUGACUGUGGACAUGGUUAUAUUGACUUCAAACAUAUUUAUAUUGACAGCGAACAUGGUAAUAUUGAUGCAGGCAUGGUUAUAUUGGCUGCCAACAAGGUUAUAUAGGCUGCCAACAUGGUUAUAUUGACUGCGAAGAGUUUGAAGCGAAGUUCCUUUUUGUAGCUGCUCAAUUUAUUUGUUGUUUGUUGUUUGUUGUUUUGUUGUUGUUAUAUAAUGGCGGACAAGACCGGAUGUUUGUAUAGUUGCUGCCACGGCGACCAAUCAAAAGUUGACCAUUGCUGUAGAAAUGUGUUACCGAAUGAAAGCGUUGCUGUGUUUAAAACUCUCCAUACCUGUGUUUACUACACGACUGACCCAUGUGACCGUCUGACCACAGGAGUGGACACAUGAGGCAUACAAGAACAAGAUGAUGCAGAUGUUUCAGCGGGAUCCAGACGGUCUCGGUCGUCUGCUGCAGUCUUCAAUGUCAAGGGCGACAAGUCGCAAGACGUCUGCUGUAGAUCAGUUUCCGGAAAUAAUCAUUUCCAGGUCAGAUAUUAUAUAAUUUGAAAUUCAUUUUUGUGUGUGUGCGAUAAUUAGAUUAUUUUAAUCUCUUAAAAUCAGCUGCUAGAUUCAUGCCAUAGACUCAUGCCAUAGACUCAGGCCAUAGACUCAGGCCAUAGACUCGUGCCAUAGACUCAUGUCAUAGACCCAUGCCAUAGACUCGUGCCAUAGACUCGUGCCAUAGACUCGUGCCAUAGACUCGUGCCAUAGACAUAGACUCGUGCCAUAGACUCGUACCAUAGACUCGUACCAUAGACUCGUACCAUAGACUCGUACCAUAGACUCGUGCCAUAGACUCAUGCCAUCGACUCAUGCCAUCGACUCGUACCAUAGACUCGUACCAUAGACUCGUACCAUAGACUCAUGCCAUCGACUCGUACCAUAGACUCGUACCAUAGACUCGUACCAUAGACUCGUACCAUAGACUCGCGCCAAAGACUCGUGCCACUCACUUACAAAUCUACUUUGCUAAAUAACUUUAAAAAAACUUCUCUGAACACUUCGAGUGCCUCCAAGUAAUAAACUCGGACUUCUGCUCUCUUUUGUAAGGCGAAGUUCCCAGACCAACAGGCCAGUCAGACGAGGUUCAGUGUUCUGGGUACCUCCAAGCUACGACCAUCUCACGGAAGUGGAGGUAAGUAAGAGGAGGUUCUGACAGGGUCCCCUUUCCUUCGGAGAUAGAAAUUCGUUUAUUAGUAAAGUCAAAGUGCCAAAUAUAAAGUUCCUAUGUCUGACGUUUGUAUAGUAUGAUUAUAUGUACCGUUAUCAUUUAUAUAGGAAUUAUUGUUAUAAUUUAUUUAUUUAUAUAAUUUAUUUAUUGCUUGUGCUCCUUUCAAUAGUAUUCAUAGUCUGUAAAUUUUACAGUUGUAUGUGUGUUGUAUUACAUGAGCAUGAUUAUUUCAACAAGGAAUCUCCCAUGUCUCCCAUGACAUUAUGUCAUUUCUACACCUUACUAUUCCCCCCCCCCAUCCCCAAAAAAAGGGGGGGGGGCGCGAAUUUAAAUCAUUUAAGAAUCUUAUUAUAUGGUCACUUUAUUUUAAACAUUUCAACUGCUACAUUUUGUGACAUUUAUUUGAAGGAUACAUCAGACUCCAUUCUGAGUGGGUCACCGUUCCCUUCUGAGUGGGGCACCGUUCCCUUCUCAGUGGAUCACCGUUCCCUUCUCAGUGGGUCACCGUUCGCUUCUCAGUGGGUCACCGUUCUCUUCUCAGUGGGUCACCGUUCCCUUCUCAGUGGGUCACUGUUCCCUUCUCGGUGGGUCACCGUUUACUUCUCAGUGGGUCUACGCUCCCUUCUCAGUGGGUCACCGUUCCCUUCUCAGUGGGUCACAAUUCCCUUCUCAGUGGGUCACCAUUCCCUUCUCAGUGGGUCACCACUGAGUGCGGUACUAGCUGGAAUUCCUCAGUAAUGUUUACACAAGAGUGGACGCGUGGCAGGCACAUCAUAAAAGUUGAUUGUGAUCUGGGCAAAUCUGAUUUGAAAUGAAUGAUUGCAUUACGCCAUUGUUUGGCCGUGUCACUGAUCUAAUAUCACCCUAUUGCGCUCAAUGCUAUUUUGGUCUUCCUGGAAGAAAGAUCUCCAUCCAGGUCAUGGUCUUCUAGGUCGCAUGAAUUUUGUUUCUGUUUUUCUAAAAAGUAGAUUACAAACUACAACAAUUUCUAUUUUUUAAUAAUGUUUUGUUUAAAUAUAAAAAAUAAAAAAAAAAAACAAAUAUACCGGUAUUUCAAUACUUGAACUCGGUUUUCUCAAGCUUCCUAAUUUUAAAAAUAAACUUAUUUGAAUAUAAAAAAUUUAAAAAUAAAAUAUUCUUCGUAUGCUAAGCACUACCCUGGUCACGGUUGAAAAAUUUCAUCAAUUUAAAAACAAAUGGUAUUUAUAGUCUCCUUCUCCUGCAUAUAGGCUGAUUUGAACAUUUUAAAAAAAAAUGUAAAUUGGACUAUUGCAUAUGUAAAGGUCGCUCACUUAAUUUAGGGUUGUCAAAGUGAUUGUUUAAGGUUGAACAACCAUUAUUUUGGGUCUUUAAAAAAUAAAUUUUUAAACGUGAAUAUAACUAAUAUUUUUUAAACAGACAUCUCAAAAAGUUUACAUUACAACGUGUUCUUAAAUAAACAUUUUUUUUUUCAAACUAAAAAUAUUUCCAACUUUUCGUACAAAUGACGAUUGCACACUGAAAAACAGAGGGCGAAAUUGAUGUUGAGUAAAUAGAUCCCACCCCAUAUUUUUAUAUAAAUUUUUAUUUAAAAAAAAAAUGUGUGAUAUUUAUGCGAGUAUAUACGGUGUAUACUUUUGCCCGACAAACCAGAGAAAGCAGAAACGUGACUUGAGGAAGUUCCGCUGGUACGGCCUGGUGAUUAGGUGCAUGUGCGGUCUGCUGAUGGACAUGAAGAAGCUGAGCAUCAGCAAGACGCAGCAGUCGGCGCACUCAGAGUUUCUCUACAUCAUAGCAGGGCCAAAAACUCAUGCCGGUCAGGAGGGCCAAGGGACGGAAUCCCAGCAUUUGUUAUUUGACAAGUCUUGGUUCAACCGAAACAGGGCGGUAUGUAAACAUCAAUAUCCGAAAAUUUGUUUGAAAAGACAUUUCGUAAACGGAAAAUUGAUUGACGGAAGUUUAAUCGAACGGACUAUUGAUCGAAUUUUAUUUUUCAGUUCACACGUUCAAACUGUGCGUAAAAUUUCUUGUUUGAACGCACUAUUUUGUUUUACUAUAAUAUAGUGCGUGGAAAAGAAUUUUGACGUAAAAAAAUUUGAUCGUGUGAACUAAAAAAAAAAAAAAAUUCUAUCGAAAUUUCCGUUCGAUCAAACUUCCGUCGAUCAAUUUUCCGUCGACGAAAUUUCUUUCAAACAAAUUUUCGGUAACCGUAAAAAUCACAACAACGAUAAAAAAUAUAAAAUUUAAAAAAAAACAACAACAUAUAUUAAAGACAGUUUAUAGUAUAGUACUGGGCUUAAAACGCAUUGCAAUUAUUACUACAUGUGCUACUAUUGUUUAACUUGCUACAAUUUGUUUACUAUGCUACUAUUGUUUAACAUCCACUACUGUUCAUCAUGCUACUAUUGUUUAACAUCCACUACUGUUCAUCAUGCUACUAUUGUUUAACAUUCUAAUACUGUUUACAUCCUACUAUUGUUUAACUUGCUACAAUUUGUUUACUAUGCUACUAUUGUUCAACAUCCACUACUGUUCAUCAUGCUACUAUUGUCUAACAUUCUACUACUGUUUACAUCCUACUAUUGUUUAACUUGCUACAAUUUGUUUACUAUGCUACUAUUGUUUAACAUCCACUGCUGUUCAUCAUGCUACUAUUGUCUAACAUUCUAAUACUGUUUACAUCCUACUAUCGUUUAACUUGCUACAAUUUGUUUACUAUGCUACUAUUGUUCAACAUCCACUACUGUUCAUCAUGCUACUAUUGUCAAACAUUCUACUACUGUUUACAUCCUACUAUUGUUUAACUUGCUACAAUUUGUUUACUAUGCUACUAUUGUUUAACAUCCACUGCUGUUCAUCAUGCUACUAUUGUUUAACAUUCUAAUACUGUUUACAUCCUACUAUUGUUUAACUUGCUACAAUUUGUUUACUAUGCUACUAUUGUUCAACAUCCACUACUGUUCAUCAUGCUACUAUUGUCAAACAUUCUACUACUGUUUACAUCCUACUAUUGUUUAACUUGCUACAAUUUGUUUACUAUGCUACUAUUGUUUAACAUCCACUGCUGUUCAUCAUGCUACUAUUGUCUAACAUUCUAAUACUGUUUACAUCCUACUAUUGUUUAACUUGCUACAAUUUGUUUACUAUGCUACUAUUGUUUAACAUCCACUGCUGUUCAUCAUGCUACUAUUGUCUAACAUUCUAAUACUGUUUACAUCCUACUAUCGUUUAACUUGCUACAAUUUGUUUACUAUGCUACUAUUGUUCAACAUCCACUACUGUUCAUCAUGCUACUAUUGUCAAACAUUCUACUACUGUUUACAUCCUACUAUUGUUUAACUUGCUACAAUUUGUUUACUAUGCUACUAUUGUUUAACAUCCACUGCUGUUCAUCAUGCUACUAUUGUCUAACAUUCUAAUACUGUUUACAUCCUACUAUCGUUUAACUUGCUACAAUUUGUUUACUAUGCUACUAUUGUUCAACAUCCACUGCUGUUCAUCAUGCUACUAUUGUCUAACAUUCUACUACUGUUUACAUCCUACUAUUGUUUAACUUGCUACAAUUUGUUUACUAUGCUACUAUUGUUCAACAUCCACUGCUGUUCAUCAUGCUACUAUUGUCUAACAUUCUACUACUGUUUACAUCCUACUAUUGUUUAACUUGCUACAAUUUGUUUACUAUGCUACUAUUGUUUAACAUCCACUGCUGUUCAUCAUGCUACUAUUGUCUAACAUUCUACUACUGUUUACAUCCUACUAUUGUUUAACUUGCUACAAUUUGUUUACUAUGCUACUAUUGUUUAACAUCCACUGCUGUUCAUCAUGCUACUAUUGUCUAACAUUCUACUACUGUUUACAUCCUACUAUUGUUUAACUUGCUACAAUUUGUUUACUAUGCUACUAUUGUUCAACAUCCACUGCUGUUCAUCAUGCUACUAUUGUCUAACAUUCUACUACUGUUUACAUCCUACUAUUGUUUAACUUGCUACAAUUUGUUUACUAUGCUACUAUUGUUCAACAUCCACUGCUGUUCAUCAUGCUACUAUUGUCUAACAUUCUACUACUGUUUACAUCCUACUAUUGUUUAACUGGCAUAGACUUACUUGGUUCCUGAGAACGAUGAAACUAGAAAAGAAAAUGUUUACUUAAUGUGAUUGGUUUUGGACACCAUUGAUCUUUCAAAGACAGCACGAAAACAAAACUAUAUCAAAAGCUUAUUAUUAAGUUAUUGUUUGAUGCAUUGUUACACAUUUUUUUUUAAAUAAUUAAAAAAAAAAAAUUUAAAAAGAAAAUUUAACAAAAGGGAAAUAAAUAAGAAAAGUGUAUAUAUUCUAUAUGUUUAUUGGAUUCUCUCCCUUUGAGCUUUAGUGCAAUGUAUUUGUUGCUUUAUUUAAAACUAAAGAAUUUAAAAUUGAAGAUUUUUAACGCGCCCCCCCCCCCCCAACCCUUCCCAAAUCCUUUCCAAACCUUCCAGUGGUCCAGAAUGCCAGAGUGGGCCCAGGGAGUCAUGCAGCUACCGCCUGAUGAAAGGACGCCGGAUCAAAUCCACCAUCUCAAACAGCUGCUCAUGAACAUGAAGAGUUUCAGGGAAAAUUUAACAGACGAGAUGAGGGACAAGAUGUGCCAGGUGGUCCGAUACACCAAGUAAGUAGGUCAGGUGUUCAAUGACAAAAUGUGCCAGGUGGUCCGAUACACCAAGUAAGUAGGUCAGGUGGUCGAUGACAAGAUGUGCCAGGUAGUCCGAUACACCAAGUAAGUAGGUCAGGUGUUCAAUGACAAGAUGUGCCAGGUGGUCCAAUACAUAAAUUAAGUAGGUCAGGUUGUCAAUGACAAGAUGUGCCAGGUGGUCCGAUACACCAAGUAAGUAGGUCAGGUGUUCAAUGACAAGAUGUGCCAGGUGGUCCAAUACACAAAUUAAGUAGGUCAGGUUGUCAAUGACAAGAUGUGCCAGGUGGUCCGAUACACCAAGUAAGUAGGUCAGGUGUUCAAUGACAAGAUGUGCCAGGUGGUCCGAUACACAUAGUAGUUGUUUAAGUGUUUAAUGACAUGAUAUGCCAGGUGGUCCGAUACACCAAGCAAGUUGGUCAGGUGUUCAAUGACAAGAUUGCCAGGUGGUCCGAUACACCAAGAAAGUAGGUCAGGUAUUCAAUGACAAGAUGUGCCAGGUGGUCCAAUACACAAAUUAAGUAGGUCAGAUGUUCAAUGACAAGAUGUGCCAGGUGGUCCGAUACACGAAUAAAGUAGGUCAAGUGUUCAAUGACGGCACAAGCCUGUGAUGGUUUGUCAAAUGUGUCAGUAGUCACAAGCUGUACACAUCAUCAACAGAACCACGUUUAACUCUUAGAAUAAACAAACUUUUAACAGGAUCUGCGCAGGUCAUUGAUUUUAAGUCAAGAUAUCAACGUAUUGUGAAGUUUCAAUAAGGGAGUUAAUUAGUCAUAGCGAUGUCAUAAACUAAGAUCAAAAGAAAGGGAGGUAAUCUGUCCUCGUGAUUUAUCUUGUGUUUAUAACAUGUUGCCCAUUGAGAGCAAAGAACGCUAGGGAUACGCGUGAGACUGUAAUGAAGGGAGGCAACAAUAACUUUUAAAGUCAUACCUGCAGUCUUUAAAUUUACCUACCCUUUUGACUCAAUCGAAAAAUGUAGGUGUCUUGAAGUUUUAAAAUGUAAAAAAAUAUGUUUAUUUCGGAUUUUAAGCAAGAAUUAUAAAACUAAUAAUGAAAUGAUAAUAAUUAUAAUUAUAAUUUAUGCUUAAUAUACAAUCACAAAUUAGUUUGGGGAGUUGACACUUAUUUCUUUGAUUUGAAAAAAAAAAUAUUUUUUUUUUGAAAUUGAAAAGUUAAAACUUAAGAAACAACCGUUAGUACAAACAAACGAAAACACAAACAAAACACAAACACGGCUCUAUCGUGUUUUCAGAAUCUAUUUAAAAUCAUUUGAAAGGUCGUAUACGCACUCAACUUUGUUGUACCGAUGUUCUGGGAUUGAGAGCAUAUGGUCAGUUUUUAGGUCAUAGGUCAGACCGUGAAGAAAGAAAUAUCAGGACGCCGAGGAUGAAGAUACAAAAAAAAAAAAAAAAAGGAAAAAAAAAAAUUUGUUGUACCGAUGUUCUGGGAUUGAGAGCAUAUGGUCAGUUUUUAGGUCAAAGGUCAGACCGUGAAGAAAGAAAUAUCAGGACGCCGAGGAUGAAGAUACAAAAAAAAAAAAAAAAAGGAAUAAAAUUUCGUUCUUUCAGGUGUGACAAAGGUCGUGUGGUGCUUCGUCAAGGUCACGUGGGUUUCGACUUCUACUUCAUCUUCUCCGGCUCAGUGUUCAUCCAGAUCGACGUCUACGACGAGAAGAACGACACGACAUUCACCAACGUGGAGAAUGUCCUCAGGACGGGGGAGGGAUUUGGUGUAAGUCAAGUGGUCAUGGUCUUCUCUUCUUUCCAACCAGUCACGUGGUCAUGGUCUUGUCUUCUUUCCAAUCAGUCACGUGGGCAUGUUCUUGUCAUUAUUUCCAAUCAGUCACGUGGUCAUGAUCUUGUCUUCUUUCCCAUCUUGGGUCUAUUUUACAUUAUUUUCAUCAAAGGUAUUAGUAAAAAUCAAAUGAUCAUUUCCACUAUGCUUGUCUUGUUAAAGUAACAAAGUCUUACAUUAUAACAAAGACAGACACCACUGCCCUAUAACACUAGCAGACACAACUACCCUAUAAUUCUGGCAGACACCACUAAACUAUAAAACUGGCAGACACCACUAAACUAUAAAACUGGCAGACACCACUACCCUAUAACACUGGCAGACACCUCUACCCUAUUUCACUAGCAGACACAACUACCCUAUAACAUUUGCAGACACCCAUACCCUAUAAUUCUGGCAGACACCACUAAACUAUAAAACUGGCAGACACCACUACCCUAUAACACUGGCAGACACCUCUACCCUAUUUCACUGGAAGACACCCCUACCCUAUAACACUGCCAGACACCCCUACCCUAUAACACUGCCAGACACCCCUACCCUAUAACACUGCCAGACACCCCUACCCUAUAACACUGCCAGACACCCCUACCCUAUAACACUGCCAGACACCCCUACCCUAUAAUACUGGCAGACACCACUACCCUAUAAAUACUGGCAGACACCCCUACCCUAUAACUCAGGCAGACACCACUUACUUAUAACAUAGAGUCGCCCAUCUCAUCAUAGAGUCACCCAUCUCAUCAUAGUGUCACUCAUCUCAUCAUAAUGUCUCCCAUAUCAUCAUAGUGUCACCCAUCUUAUCAUAGAGUCGCUUACCUCGUCUUAGAGUCUUAAUUGAAAGGAACAAUUAAACUUCUUUGGCUGCUCCAAAUACAUUUGAAAAAUAUUCUAAAAUUGAUUGACCUUUCAUUGAAGUACCUCGCAAUAAUUUAACAUCCCAUCUUAUCUUCUGUUUUGACAUCCUAACAUCCAGACCAUCUUGUUAUCUCGCCUAGUGUCAAGUAUCACUUCAUAUUCCAAUCCCUGUAAUAUUUUUUGAACAAUAAUCUAUUUUUAGCCUUAUCUUUUAUCCAAUGAAAAGAUCCUAAAAUAGUCGUUCAUUAGUCAUGAGACAUGGCCGAUAAAGCAUCCCCCCCCCGGCCCCUUUUUAUUCUCUAUGUAAAAUUAUGUAUGGGGCAGCAAUAGAGCAGUUAUUGAACAUUUUAAAAUAGAUCGUUUGACUAUGUUAAAGUAGAUCUUGCGACUAUGUUAAAGUAGAUCUUGCGGCUAUGUUAAAGUAGAUCUUGUGAAUAACUUAAACAAGAUUUCGGGAAUGUGCAAAGGGAACUUUUUGGGAAUAGUUUAGAAUUUGGGAAUAGUUUAGAAUUUGGGAAUAGUUUAGAAUUUGGGAAUAGUUUCGAGUUUAGGAAUACUAUACAGUUUGGGUUUACAGGACGUGGUGAAGGCUCUUAUGUAAAUAUCUGUCCCAUAUUUACGUCCUACCUCUGUGAGAUUGCUUCACAUCAAUAAACGGAUGCCAUCUUCUGUUUACCUCACAAAAAAGGAAAUAGCUCUUCUCGGGGACGGUCGACGUACGGCCUCUGUUAUUUGUAAGGAACCGACUGAACUGUGUCAAAUAGACAAGAUGACCUUCCUUGACCUGUGUCCGGUCUUGUUCAAUCAACAGCUGCAGGAUAAGAUUGAUUUUGCCAGGUAAAGUUAGUUUAAGUUAUAAAUAAAGGAUCCCUGUAAUGGCAUGGGGCUCUUUGUGUUUUGGUCGGCUUAUGGGUAGUGAUUGGAGGUGUCCCCUAAAAUUUUUUCAUGGGCGUCAAUUUGAGGCAGCAAUUGGGGAAAUAGCAUCUUUCAAAAGGGGAUACACAUAUCUCCUCAAGUAUUUUGCUAAUCACCCUAAGUAAGCUACUGAAAUAAUGUUCAUUAUUUUCAUCCUCACAAAUAAACACGAUCGACUAAAUGCGCUUGUUGCGAUCUUGCUAACUUGAAUAACUUCAACAUUCUAGGAUCUUCCCCUCCUGUCACAUGGACAACUCCCGUAGCAGGCACGUUAACCGAGGGAAUCAGACUCACCGUUGUCUAGGGGGGGUUACAAACACAAUAUAAAUCACAAACUCCGGUGUUACGAUCUCGAAAUUACCACAGCUCAAUAGCUUCGUUGUCUGAGGGGUAAUUCAGUUACUUGACAAACCAUUGAUUCAAGUCUAACCAUUGAUUCAUGUCAAAUGUCUCUUUAUUAAACAAACAACUCCGAAAUUCUAACACUCCAUUAUAUAUUUACUUCGCUGCGAUCCAAACCCAAAGACACACUCACAACGUCAUUUCACAUACCCAAGUGCGUCACGAAUUCUUUCAAAUUUGCAGACAGUUCCCGCUGUUUGAGUUUUGGGACCAGGAGAUGUUGAGGAGAUUGUGUUUCUUGUCUCAAGUGCUGGAUGUGCCACACUCCACUGUGGUCGAGGUCAACUGGGCCACAACAAACUACGCCUACUUCGUAAUGAAUGUAAGUAGUAUAUCUUUAUUUGGCUGUUUAGAGAGCUCAGUAGAUGCAAUCUUAGUCUUAGGAGUUAUUUUGCCUUGCUAUUAUUUUGAAAUAUCUCAUACAAUUUUGAAAGCAAACGGCUAUAAAGAGAAACUUCGGCUAAAUUGUUAGCUUUAAAUCACAGGACAAAUCACACAGGACAAAUCACACAGGACAAAUCACACAGGACAAAUCACAUAGGACAAAUCACACAGGACAAAUCACACAGGACAAAUCACACAGGACAAAUCACACAGGACAAAUCACACAGGCCGAAUCACACAGGCCGAAUCACACAGGCCGAAUCACACAGGCCGAAUCACACAGGACAAAUGACACAGGCUGAAUGACACAGGACAAAUCACACAGGCCGAAUCACAUAGGACAAAUGACACAGGCUGAAUGAUACAGGCCGAAUCACAGAGGAAAAAUCCCACAGGCCGAAUCUCACAGGCCGAAUCAUACAGGACAAAUCACACAGGACAAAUCACACAGGACAAAUCUCACAGGACAAAUCACACAGGACAAAUCACACAGGACAAAUCACACAGGACAAAUCACACAGGACAAAUCACACAGGACAAAUGACACAUGCCGAAUCAUACAGGACAAAUCACACAGGACAAAUCACACAGGACAAAUCACACAGGACAAAUCACACAGGACAAAUCACACAGGACAAAUCACACAGGCCGAAUCACAGAGGACAAAUAACACAGGCCGAAUCACACAGGCCGAAUCACACAGGACAAAUGACACAGGCUGAAUGAUACAGGCCGAAUCACAGAGGAAAAAUCCCACAGGCCGAAUCACAUAGGACAAAUGACACAGGCUGAAUGACACAGGCCGAAUCACAGAGGAAAAAUCCCACAGGCCGAAUCACAUAGGACAAAUGACACAGGCCGAAUCACAGAGGAAAAAUCCCACAGGCCGAAUCACAUAGGACAAAUGACACAGGCUGAAUGACACAGGCCGAAUCACAGAGGAAAAAUCCCACAGGCCGAAUCACAUAAGACAAAUAACACAGGCCGAAUCACACAGGACAAAUGACACAGGUCGAAUCACACAGGACAAAUGACACAGGUCGAAUCACACAGGACAAAUCAAACAGGCCGAAUCACAUAGGACAAAUCACACAGGUCGAAUCACACAGGACAAAUCACUUGGGCCAAAGAUUUUUUUUUUCCAAAAUCAUCUUUUAUUCUUUUAAUCAAUUUUAACAAAAAUUAUUUUAAAAGUCAUUAAAAGAUAAUAACAGUAUUUCAGCAUUCAGUCUUCAAGUAAAUAAUAAAUUAUGCAUAAAAAACAAAUUACUGAGAAUCAAUAGCAUGUUUGUAAUUAUGUUUUUCACAUUGGUAUAAAACUUCGACAGUCUCGCAUUCGAGACAAAUUGUCAAAUUUUUCAGACGUUACUUAAUGAAAGAUAACAUAAACUAAGACAGUGGUCAAAUACCCGCGGUUCAAGAGCCACUAAGACAGUGGUCAAAUACCCGGGGUUCAAGAGCCACUAAGACAGUGGUCAAAUACCCGCGGUUCAAGAGCCACUAAGACAGUGGUCAAAUACCCGCGGUUCAAGAGCCACUAAGACAGUGGUCAAAUACCCGGGGUUCAAGAGCCACUAACACAGUGGUCAAAUACCCGCGGUUCAAGAGCCACUAAGACAGUGGUCAAAUACCCGCGGUUCAAGAGCCACUAAGACAGUGGUCAAAUACCCGCGGUAAUAUAUUUUCCAAGCACAUGUAAUUUAUAAAAAUGUCUCCUUAUUCAAAACAGUUUUGCCGAUACCUGAGUUAGGGCAACUGAAUGCGCGCGCAAUAUAUAAGGCGUGAUGCAGGUGUGUUUCAAUUGGGCACUAGCUUAGGACACGUGGUGAAUGGGAACUUUUUCUAUAUCGUGAGGGGGCGAGAUUUUAGGCCAAUUGCACUGCAUUUUUUUAAUGUUUGUGUGUGUGUGGGGGAGGGGGGAUAUUUUGGCCCGCCUUGGGCUACACUAACCCUAGUUACGCCACUUAUGUGAAGACGAGAUUGUGUUUGUGUGGUCUGUGCUACAGGGGAGGCUAUCCAUGCUCAAAGAGUUUGACGUUACGGAGAUUGUGGAGAAGUCCUCGCAGACGAGAGGCAACACCCACGUGUCAUCCAAGAAGGUCGUGGAAGGUCAGAGGAAAAAAUCCAAGUACACAAAAUUCGCUCACGUCGGGAUGCUGCAGAAAGGUCAAUGUUCGGUGAGUGAAGGUAGGAGGUGACUGAAGGUAGGAGGUGACUGAAGGUAGGAGGUGACUGAAGGUAGGAGGUGACUGAAGGUAGGAGGUGAGUGGAGGUAGGAGGUGACUGGAGGUUAGGAGGUGACUGGAGGUAGGAGGUGACUGGAGGUAGGAGGUGACUGAAGGUAGGAGGUGAGUGAAGGUAGUAGGUGACUGGAGGUAGGUGGUGACUGAAGGUAGGAGGUGACUGAAGGUAGGAGGUAACUGAAGGUAGGAGGUGAGUGGAGGUAGGAGGUGACUGGAGGUUAGGAGGUGACUGGAGGUAGGAGGUGACUGAAGGUAGGAGGUGACUGAAGGUAGGAGGUGAGUGAAGGUAGUAGGUGACUGGAGGUAGGAGGUGACUGGAGGUAGGAGGUGCGGCAUCCAUGCACUGGCAUCUGUGCAACGCUUGGAGGUAUGAUGUUGCUAUUCUAACAGCUCCUAGCAGAUGCCAGGAGGUGACUGAAGGUGAAGGUAGGAGGGGACAGAAGGUAUAUAGGAGGUGACUGAAAGUAAAGGUAGUAGAUGACAGUGUUUCUGAAGGAAGGGGGUGACUGAAGGUAGGAGGUGACAGUAUUUUUAGUAUAUGCUUAAUGAUUUAGUAUAUGAUUUAGCCAUCAUUUUGUUAGUUUUUAGCCCCUGGGAAUAUCAGCUACCCAUCUAAAUUGUUGUAUGCCUUGCUCACCUGUACAUAUUUUGACGCGCAUUUUAUAUAUUAGAUUUGUAGCUUUUGUUCUUACAAUGUAUGGCGAACUCCAUAUUAAUUUGAAAAAAAAAAUUAAAUUAAAGUCUCUUCCUUGCGUUAUUUCUAUUGGAAAUAAUAUAAGGACUCUCUACUGUGAAUAAACUGUUUAAAAAACCCAUGGUCAUUGGAAGUGAAAUAAAAUUCGAAUAACUACAUCUUCAUUGUAUGUAAAGUGGUUUUAUCAGUGCAUUGUAAGCUGUGACCCAGUGGCCCAGUAACCCCAACUGUAGACGCUGAUUGCACUACAUUAACCUAACGGCUUACUCAAGGUUACCAGUUAAAUACUAGCGUCCAAUUUCUGAGGCUGUAAAUUACACCCAAACUACGCUCCUUUAUAUAUUCACACACAUACCUCUGACUAGUCGUCCCGUCUCUAACUUAGGGUGACCAAAUCAUGAACUGAAAUAUGCUCAUUUGAACUUUUUUGUCACCUAGAGAUCUUUUUAAAAUUAUCUUCACUUUUGUAAUUUAAUUAAUACUCCGAGGCAUAUCAUUAAGGAAAACAAUAUUUCUGCAGUGAAUACUUAUUUAUUUAUACAUGUUUGACGACAUUAUACAAAACAACAAAUUACAUUUCUCUAGUCUAGGAUUUAAAUUGAUAAUAUUUGGCAGUUGUUUAAGCCAUUGUUAAAACCUCCUUCUUAAUGUGAAGUUUUCAAAACUAGAACAGUCCAUUUGGAAAUUACAGAGAACCUGCAGGAUUGCAGAAAGGGCCUUCACUCUCAUCUUGUUUCGUUCGUCCGUCCAUUGACUGUUCAUGAGCGAAAAGGUUCUUUCAGUAUUACCAUUAUGGGCAGGGAUCGCCAACACAUAUUGGCGCACAGCUAGCCAAAAUAAUAAUUGAAGUUAUAUUAAAAAUUAGGAAGUUGUCGUGCUUUGAAAAUGUGUUUGGUCUUAGAAACGGGACAUUUAGGCUUCCCGAGAGACUUUUUCGGUUCACCGGGUACGAUCACGAAAAAAUGGGACAUUGUCAUUUUUUACGGGACGUUUGGUCACCCUACUCUAACUGCAAGACACUAUUCUUAACGCCAUUCUUAACACAUCCCAUAAGUUUAUCACUUAGCGUGCAAGGCCAUCCAACGACUCUUCUACUUUCAAUGGUAUCAAAUAACCUACACCUUUACAUACCACUAAGUUCUCACCAACUUCCCACCAAUAUCCAACCAAUAGACCACCAUAAUAUGUCCCACCUACAUCCCACCAACUUUCAAACAACGUCUAACCAACACCCCACCAACACCUCACGUACGUCCCAACAACACCCCACCAACUUUCAAAUAACGCCCCCCCUCCACAUUCCACCUACAGCUCACGAAAAUAACACCAAUCCCCCACCAACGUACCACCAACGCCCCCACCAACAUCCCACCAACGUAAAAAAACGUACCACCAACAUCCCACCAAUGCACCACCAACGUACCACCAACGUACCACCAACGCACCACUAUUGCCCCAUAAAGCUAUCUUCGUCCGGUCCACUCCUGCUCCUUAAAUAGAAUUAUUCCUGGUGACAUCGUCGCUUAUAGAUAGAUUUGGUAAAAUGUCACGUGAUGACACCCAUCAUUCCCUGAAGGUUGCUGUCACGUGAUGACACCCAUCAUGCCCUGGAUGUUGCCUGUCACGUGAUCACACCCAUCAUGCCCUGAAGGUAGCCUGUCACGUGAUAACACCCAUCAUUCCCCAGGAGCUGGCCGUGCUAUCCAUUGAACCUCCCAAAAACCUGACACGGAUAACGCUGGUCAGUGAAGGGGUCAAGUUAUUCAGAGUUGCUGUCCGCACGUUUCUGAGGAUAUCACCAAGAAAGAAUGUUGAGGAGUACCUGAAGAAAGUGUACAAGUCCCCAACGUAAGUAGAUGACAGUGUUAAAACUGGGGGGGUGGGGGUGUCGGAGGUGGGGUGGGGAGAAUUGAGAUAGAAAAAAGGGGCAGGGGUUUUAAGCAUGUGACUGAAGCAACUGGUUCUUCCAAACAUGAUUGAUGCACUUUAACACAUGACGCAAUCACAAACACACGACCCAAUCACAAACACACGACUUAAUCAUAAACACACGACCUAAUCACAAACACACGACCUACUCACAAACGCACGACCCAAUCAAAAACGCAAGAACCAAUCACAAACACAUUAACCAAUCACUUACACAUGACCCAAUCACAAACAUAACAUGUGACCCAAUCACAAACAAUUGACCCAAUCACAAACGCACGACCCAAUCACAAACACAUGACCAAAUCACAAACACAAGAUCCAAUUACAAACACAUAACCCAAUCACAAACACAUGACCCUAUCACAAACACAAGACCCAAUCACAAACACACGACCCAAUCACAAACACAAGACCCAAUCACAAACACACGACCCAAUCACAAACACAAGACCCAAUCACAAACACAAGACCCAAUCACAAACACACGACCCAAUCACAAACGCACUACCCAAUCACCAGUAAAGAUCAACACCACUUGUUUACUCAUUGACCUUCUCAUAAUGUCCCGAGGAUAAAAAAGCCACCAAGUGUUCAUGCGUUGCGUUGUCAUAAAUGAUUAGAACCAAUGAUAAGCCUGUAUCGUCCUUUGUGUUGUAUUGGCAAAAUUUGACAACUGCUGCAACAAAUGAUAUAAAUCCUUUUAACUCCAAAUGUACACGUUGUUUAUCUGUUGUUGUAUGUUGUUAUCUGUUGUUGUAUGUUGUCUUUUUAUAAAAUGAAAGUUACAUAUCGUGAUUUAAUACACAAAAUAGACAGUUAAAGAGCCGUCCUUGACCCUGUGGCUCCCACCAAAUACACACAAUAGACAGUUAAAGAGCCGUCCUUGACCCUGUGGCUCCCACCAAAUACACACAAUAGACAGUUAAAGAGCCGUCCUUGACCCUGUUGCUCCCACCAUAUCAAAUUGAUCUACUGUGUUCCCAUUCAUCGCCUGACUAAGGUUCCCACUGGACGAGGAACUGCGUUCCAUGUACGUCAAAGACAGAAGCUGGGCGGAGUUCAAAAGGAACAUCAUCAACACACAUCAGCUUGAGAGGAAUGGUGACGUCAUCGCCUCCAUCCCGGCCACACUGAAAGGGUCAACAGGCUGGGCCAAGUGGCCGGGGUACGCCGUCAUACCAAGGUUAAAUAAGGUGAGGACCGGUGUACGCCGUUAUACUAAGGUUAAAUAAGGUGAGGACCAGUUUACACCGUCAUACCAAGGUUAAAUAAGGUGAGGACCAGUGUACGCCGUCAUACCAAAGUUUAAUAAGGUGAGGACCAGAGUACGCCGUCAUACCAAAGUUUAAUAAGGUGAGGACCAGUGUACGCCAUCAUACCAACGCUUAAUAAGGUGAGGACCAGUGUACGCCGUCAUACCAACGUUUAAUAAGGUGAGGACCAGUGUACGCCGUCAUACGAAAUGACAUUUAGUUAAGUGUCCAGCUUACAACGUCAUAUCAUCUCCUAAAGAUACCUACGACUAUAAUAUUCCAAAUAAAGUCUCAGAAUUCUGACCCACUUCCACUUUAAAAGUGUCUGCUGUCAAUUAUAACAGGUUCAGGAUGGGAUAAAGGAUCAGGAUGGGAUAAAGGAUCAGGAUGGGAUAAAGGAUCAGGAUGGGAUAAAGGAUCAGGAUGGGAUAAAGGAUCAGGAUGGGAUUAAGGAUUAGUGUGGGAUAAAGAUCAGGAUGGGAUAAAGGACCAGGGUGGGAUAAAGGAUCAGGGUGGGAUAAAGGACCAGGAUGGGAUAAAGGAUCAGGAUGGGAUAAAGGAUCAGGAUGGGAUAAAGGACCAGGAUGAGAUAAAGAAUCAGGAUGGGAUAAAGGAUCAGGAUGGGAUAAAGGAUCAGGAUGGGAUAAAGGAUCAGGAUGGGAUAAAGGAUCAGGAUGAGAUAAAGAAUCAGGAUGGGAUAAAGGAUCAGGAUGGGAUAAAGGAUCAGGAUGGGAUAAAGGAUCAGGAUGGUAUAUUUUAGAUUUAGAAUAAAUCAAUCUGUUUGAGACUUUGGACCUAGGGAAUAUUUAAAAAAACAAAAAAAAACAACAAAACAACAAGAAGGAGCAAAACAAACAAUGUGAUAAAAAAUAGUAUCGUCCCCCCCCCCCCACACUUUUUAUUCCUACAUGGUAAAUGUUUGGGGUAUUCUGAACUAUAAAUAAACAUAUGUGUUUGAGUAACUUCAAUGAAAAUGUUAUCUUUUAGCGACCGUUGGACUUUCAACACAUUUCCACUUUGCAUUCUGUAGCCACAACCAAAAGUGGAGUCGAGCUCUGAAGUCGGCUAUGACGAAAGCUACGAGGGCGACUCUGAAUGUGAACCUGAUGAUAACGACGACGAUAAGGCGGAGGUUGACGCUAAACCCCUGAAGGUUGUUGGAGCAGAUUUUCUUGGGCCAGUGGAGCCGGACGUGAAGGAACUUUCGUUGACCAAUGACCGGACACUCACAAUGCCCCCGCCCCACACAGAAACGAUGACAACGUGGAGGAAAAAUCUGGCAAAUUCAGACGGUCUUACAGUGUGCAAUUAUGUUUUUGGUUCAUAGUUCAGGUCAACCAUCCCCACUGUGGUAGACACGCCGCUGGAAGGAACAUAAGUACACAAAGAAUGUUUAUAAAAAAUAACUUAUUUUAAAAAAAUAAUUCAUUCUUAAGUAGGGAACAGUCAUGGUUCCGUGUUAUUAUCAUAGGAUUAUCAUGUGUUGUUUUACAUUGGCAGAUGGCUUCUUUAAUUGCAUGGAAAGACUUAAAUUUGGCACGAGCAUUUCAUUGUCUACAUUUGAGAUGUAACAAAUAGUACAUCAAAAUUACAAUUCACAAAUUCGCCGUCUCAGAUAUGAUGUGACUAAUUCAUAAAUAUGAUGUCACUAAUUCACAAAUAUGAUGUUACUAAUUCACAAGUAUGAUGUCACUAAUUCACAAAUAUGAUGUCACUAAUUCACAAGUAUGAUGUCACAAAUUCACAAAUAUGAUGUCACUAAAUCACAAAUAUGAUGUCAAUAAUUCACAAAUAUGAUGU
This is a messenger RNA of Lymnaea stagnalis (great pond snail), 22712 nucleotides long. The record is from the annotation of a GenBank genome assembly. NCBI's taxonomy places the organism in Eukaryota, Metazoa, Mollusca, Gastropoda, Lymnaeidae.